This is a messenger RNA of Rhizophagus irregularis DAOM 181602=DAOM 197198, 372 nucleotides long. RefSeq lists its product as uncharacterized. Lineage: Eukaryota; Fungi; Glomeromycota; Glomeromycetes; Glomerales; Glomeraceae. The record is from RefSeq and is a predicted model, not a curated record.
AAAAUGGAUUUUCCAAAAUAUGAUGGAAAUAUUCACCCAAAUGAAUGGAUAAAUGAUAUAAAAAGAUAUUUUAAACUUAAGAAUACUAAUAUUAAUGAUCGUUUGGGCAUUGCUAUAUCGUUUGUAGAUCCUAUUAUUUCACUUCCAGCAAAGUUUGAUAGUCUUGAUAAACUUUGUAAUGUACUCAAAGAAGAUAUUUCAUUUACAGUAUUUAAAAAUACAAAUGAGAGAAUGUUACAAUCAUUAAAAUAUGUCCCUGAAAAUAAAGGUGGCAAUACUUCAAAAUUUAUUUCAAAAUUUAGGAAGCUAUGUUAUAAUGCAGAAAUUAAUGAUAUAGAAGAACAAAAGAAGUAUCUUUACAAUUCACUUCCG